AUGGGUGAGAAUAUCGCGGGUCAAGGUCGUGGUGGGAUGGAUAAAUUUAUUUAUACCGACGCCUACGAAAAUGGCGGAGAUAUAAGAUGUGUAUUUUUUAGAAUGUAUUCUGAAAUAACUGAGCUCUAUAAAGCUAUAAAAUCUGAUUCAACAGUUCAAAAUUACGAUGUACUGCGCACACGUGCAGCGGCGGGCGGUCGAGAUUUGCCGUCGUUAUUGCUUCGAGAGCCGCGCGACUGGAGUUUGAGUUGUCGUGGUUGGGGCCGCCGAUUGGUAAUCGACAGAUUGCUCCGUGAAUUAUCUGAUCAAGACCUCGGUGAAAAAAUCUACGCAUUUUGGAAGGACCAUCUUCACGAUCAUUUUCUGCAUUUUAUUACGUGUUGUUCGUGA
Messenger RNA from Parnassius mnemosyne (clouded apollo), 390 nucleotides. The record is from the annotation of a GenBank genome assembly. NCBI's taxonomy places the organism in Eukaryota, Metazoa, Arthropoda, Insecta, Lepidoptera, Papilionidae.